AUGAGCGACCUCGAAACUCUCCACCAAGAAUUGGAAGACGCCAUGAUCGCCAACUUCGAAAAAUACCCUGACCCACCAGCCCCCAAGUGGCAACACGGCCGGCUCCAAGCCGAAAUGGCCAACAACAAUAUUGAUGAAGAUGAGGAGGAAGCCAAAAAGUCCAAAUUUGGGUUCAGCAACUCCAAAGUUACGAUUGAGAAGUAA
Bursaphelenchus okinawaensis is the source of this 204-nucleotide messenger RNA. The record is from the annotation of a GenBank genome assembly. NCBI's taxonomy places the organism in Eukaryota, Metazoa, Nematoda, Chromadorea, Rhabditida, Aphelenchoididae.